Engraulis encrasicolus (European anchovy) is the source of this 3126-nucleotide messenger RNA. Its product is annotated as complement factor B-like. Gene Ontology annotation, cellular component: classical-complement-pathway C3/C5 convertase complex; extracellular exosome; extracellular region. Gene Ontology annotation, molecular function: serine-type endopeptidase activity. The coding region runs from base 266 to 2542 and encodes 758 amino acids. The record is from RefSeq and is a predicted model, not a curated record. Gene Ontology annotation, biological process: response to bacterium; proteolysis; complement activation. NCBI's taxonomy places the organism in Eukaryota, Metazoa, Chordata, Actinopteri, Clupeiformes, Engraulidae. The transcript is spliced from 19 exons.
GUUGCGACACUCUGUUUAGUCCCGGUGGUGUGCAUGACACUGCGGCUGCCAAAACAUGCACAGUAGCAGUAUAGUAGACUUACCGUAAAAAGUAGACUUUGUUUUUUUUUUGACGUAACAGUGAAACAACUAGCGGAAUGUCUUUGCUUGGCGGAUUACAACAGAAACAGUAGAUCGGUAUUAUAUUACUACUGGUAGUUGUAGUAGUAUCAGAGCUAUAUCAGUUUUGCAGUUGCGGCAGCAUUAUUGACAGUUAGAUAUCAACAUGGCUGAUGCUCCUCUGUGGACAUGGGUGUUGUGGCUGGUUACUUUGUCCGGUCCUGUGCUUGGGGUGCUAUCAGACAGGGACUGCAGUGAACAGAACCUGUCCAUUCAGGACGGCCACUACACUCUAAGCAAGGGCUUGAGUGCGGGCAGCGUGCUGGCAUACCACUGUCCGUUGGGGUACUAUCCUCCUGUUGCCACCCGGCGAUGCCAGAGGAACGGCGAAUGGGAUCCGCCUCCCAAGAGAUCCAGAAGACAGGCUCAGUGCAAGUUGGUGAGGUGUCCAGACCCUUCCAGGGCCUUCUUCCAGUAUGGCUUAGUGUCGCCCACUCAGUACAACUACUACGUCGGCAACAUCACCACCUACGAGUGCUACUCCAACUACGAGCUCAGCGGCUCUGCUGCGCGGCUCUGCAAGCCCAACGGCAAAUGGAACGGCAGCACACCCAUCUGCAGCCAUAACAGUGAACACUGCCCAGACCCUGGGACACCGGCUGGUUCUCAGAGGACAGGUGACAGUUUCAGCAUUGGAGACAAGGUGAGCUACCGCUGUGGGGAGAAGGGGCUGAUCCUGGUUGGGUCACAGGAGCGUGUGUGUAAGGAGAGCGGACAGUGGACCGGACAGGAGCCAGAGUGCUACUACCCGUACACGCUUGACACCCCUGAUGAGAUCUCUGCAAUCUUCAGCAGCUCCCUGGAGUCCAACCUGAUGACAGACAUGACAGGUGAACAAGAAGGCAAGAAAAUUAAUGUGGGGCAAAGCGGAGCGCUGCACAUUUAUAUUGCCCUCGAUGCCUCUGACAGCAUUGAUGCUACUACUUUUAAUGCAUCAAAACAGAUUAUAAUCAAGCUAAUCGAACAGAUCAGCAACUACGAAGUCACCCCUAAGUACGACAUCGUGGUUUUCACCACAAAAGUGUUCCCAGUCGUUAAUAUAGCAAAUUACUACAACAACACUGCUGCAAGGCUGUUCGAGGUCAUCGACCAGUUGGAGAAGUUUGACUAUGAGGCCACAAGGGAUGAAGCGGGAACUGACAUCACAAAGGCUUUUCACCACAUCUAUAGUCAAAUUAGCUGGAUAAAAGCUUUUGAUGAAUUCAAUUUCCCAAAAAAGAGUCAUGUCAUCAUCAUGUUUACUGAUGGUGAAUCCAAUAUGGGUGGAAAGCCACUGCCAAAGAUAAAGCAAAUUGAAUCUCUGGUGCAAGGCAACAAGCAUGAAGCCAACAACCUUGAUAUUUACAUGUUCGGUGUGGGAGAGGACAUUCAGAAGGAAGAGCUCAACAGUUUUGCCACAAAGAGGGAGAAGCAUGUCUUUUUUGUGAACAACAUGAGCACACUACACGAGACCUUUGAUCAGAUGUUAGAUGAGAGCAACAGUGUGGGUUUGUGUGGCCUUCACAGAGACUACGCUUACAGUGAUGAUACUGAUCAAGCUCAGAAACAUCCUUGGCUGGUUCAAAUCAAGCAUAAGCUAGUCCGUAAGAGCAGAGCGGACUGUUUAGGCUCUCUGAUCACACCGCGCUUCAUCUUAACGGCAGCCCACUGCUUCAGUUCCGAGGACACAGAGAAUGACAUUACUGUGGAGCUCAGCAACAAACAAAAACCAGUGGUGAAAAGCUUAAUCAGGCACGAAAAGUACAACAUCGCGGGGAAAAAGGACAAAGGAGUCAAAGAGUUUUAUGACUAUGAUGUAGCCCUAAUUGAACUCACUGCAGAUAUCAAGUUUGACAAGGAGAUAAGACCCAUCUGCAUCCCUUGCACCAAAGAAACUAGCAGGGCUUUGAAAAUAGUUGGAGAUGAUGCCACAUGCAAGACACAGAAGGACACACUGUUGAGCAAAGAUAAUGAGCAAGCUAAUUUCUGGUCCCUUAAGCGGGCAGUUACGCCGCAAAGUAAGGUGCAACAUGUCAGGAAACAUGCCAUGAUCAAGCUGAAAAAGACUCAGUCUUUGCAGGAGCAGCCGUGCUUCCAAGUAGCCAGACACGUGGAGAAUGUGACGAACUACCAAGAGAUGCUGACGGAGCGCUUCCUCUGCACCGGGGGAGUGGAGCCGGAAACAGACCAUGCCGCCUGCAAAGGAGAAUCCGGAGGUGCCUUGUUCCUGGAGAGACACAAGCGGUCAAUACAGGUGGGCAUUGUCAGUUGGGGAGUGAGCGACAUCUGCAGCGAUGUGAAAAGGGACCAGAUGUCCAAUGCCAAACACAGGGACUUCCACAUCAGUCUCUUUGAAGUGCAACCGUUCCUCAGAAAGCAUGUGGACUCUCUUGAAUUCAUUUAGCCAGACCGUGCCCUCCUCGUGACGCAACACCUUCAGCGUUGCUUCUAGUCAGGCCAAGGGCUAUACAAAAAUUGUUUCUGAGCUCCCGGAAAAUCUGAACUCCUCCCACUUUCACAGGAAGCAUACAACCAUUUGCAAACCAAGGGAGGCGGGUCGACCAUACCGUUUUGGAAAUGUUAAUUGUAAUGCUCUUGGUCAGACCAAGUCUCGAAGAGAUUUGAGAGUCGAUGAUAAUCAGGCUAGGAUUUAGUGCCCUGAAAUAAUAGAGGCUUGAGACAAAAAAUAUCAUUUGCAUGCUUACCGUAAAUCCUUUUUGAUUGUUUGUUAAACUUUCGUUUUUUUAAGACCUUCCUCAGAGCACAUAACCCACAUGCUUUAAUUUCCAAAGACUUGUUAAUAUCUGGCAACUUUUUUAUUGUGAGUGCAGUGUAAACCUAUUACAUAUUGACUGAAAUAAUGAAUUGAUUAAACAUCUUUUUUGUUAACAUUGUGGACGUCAGCAUAUGAACUUUGAGUACCUGUCUGCUGAUGAAAAGUGACUAUAAAUACAAAAAUAAAAGGUAAAAGUAUGUUUUUAAAAAAAA